Molecule: messenger RNA, 9588 nt
Organism: Chelonia mydas (Green sea turtle)
Lineage: Eukaryota; Metazoa; Chordata; Testudines; Cheloniidae
Product: zinc finger protein 585B
Exons: 7
Coding region: 968-3796 (942 amino acids)
Biological process (GO): negative regulation of transcription by RNA polymerase II
Molecular function (GO): DNA-binding transcription repressor activity, RNA polymerase II-specific
Source: RefSeq, a predicted model, not a curated record
UUGUCUUAAAGUCUGGCACCUCAAACUGGACACUUUAAGAAAGUGAUAAGGCAUGUAAAAAUAGAAAAUAUAACACUGUAGAAAUGACAAAGUUACAAAGCAGUAGCUAAUAAGGCAAAUCUUUAAUCCACAUGAACAAAAAAAGGAUUGUCUCUGACUCUCACUGUCAGUCCCUUCUACACUAGCCAACUAUAUACUUUGAAAAGGGAAAGCUGGAAUAUCCAUAUCUUAUUGCUUAUUACUGAAAAAGGAGAAGUAACUCAGGACAUUGAGUGGGGGAAAAAAAAGGGGAAGUUCCUUACUCCAGCAUGUUCCUGUUGUAACAAGCAGACCCAGAGUGGUAGAGUUUGCUUUAAGGUUAAAGCUUCCUGGUGAGGACUCCGCAGAAUAAUUUCUUCAGUCUGACUGGUUGAAAAUGGAAAGAGCUAUAAAGAACUCUCCUCCUUUGAUAAUCAUUUUUUGCUGAAAAAGGAGGAGGAGCUCAGGACUCUGAUGUGAGUGAAGUGGGAAGUUCUUCCCUGCAGCUGCAGACACAGAGCAAUAGAGUUUGCUUUAAGCUCAGAGUUCCCCGUGAAAGCCUCUGAAGAAAUAAUUUCUUUGGUGCAAUUGGUUGAAAACCGACUGUAUUUGAAAGGUGUUUCCUGAGUUAACAGAAGUAUUUUACCCUAUUAGAAUCUUUCUGUUCUCCAGUCUCUAGAAAGCACCAGGAAGAAACCCAAUCAACUCAGGGACUCAGCAAUGGCAAGAGGAACCACUGGAGUCCAUGGCUAGACAAAGAAAACUGUCCCUUGUACCAACUGUUAACGAAAAGUAUCCAAUGAAAAUGAACUGAACAACACACGGAAGCAGUAUCCCAGCUAAAACAGGCCAUUGUCAAGGCUCUGGUGUUGAUCACUUCAAAUCCUAAGAUAUUCUAUCAUCUAAAGGUCUCAGCUUGUGUGAUCGGAAGAGAAGGAUUUCUGAGACGAUGGAGCCGCUGUCCAGCUCAAGGUCUCAGAGCUUCCACCACCCAGGACCACAACUGAGCUGUGACCUCAGAGAGAAGCUGCAGUAUUCACCGCAUCUAGAUCUUCCUGCGACCUAUUUGAUUGUUCCUUACGAUAAGGGGAAUGAAAGAGACCAGGAUAUGGUGGCCUCGCUCCAUAGGUUCAGCUUUAUGAUGCCAGUGACAUUUGAGGAGGUGGCAGUGUACUUCUCUGAAGAUGAAUGGGCUCUUUUGGAUGAAAAGCAGAGGGAACUCUACAGAGAUGUCAUGCAGGAGAAUUACAAGACUCUCAUCUCGUUAGGAUUUACGAUGGCUAAACCAGAUGUGCAGUCCCAGAUGGAGCGAGGGGAAGAGUUCUGGAUCCCAGAUAUCCAGGGCUCUGAGGAAAGGGAAAUCCCAAGAAGCACUACGACAGGUACCGGGACGGCAAGUGAAAACAGGGCGGAGAGUCCCCAGCAGGAAGGCGCUGUGGGAGUGAAGCGGCACAGGAUGUUCUCAGGAAGGCCGCAGGGCCCUGGUGGGGCAGAUACCAGCAAGAGUCAGGAUAGAGUGGGGCGGCAGAGAGGAGACUCUCCAGGCAGGAGUAAAUCUACUCACAGCAAAAGAGGUUUGAGGAAAUCCACAGACACCAACGCCCACCCGGUAACCCAUAUUGGGUUGACCGCAAAUACCAUCAAUGAACUGGGGGAAAAAGUCAGUAACAGCUCGCUCCUUUUUCAACAUUGUCAGGAAACUAGUGUAGAGAAGAGUGCUGUCAGGUGUAGUGAAUGUGGCAAAAGCUUCACUCGACAAGAAUACCUUCAGAUACAUCUGAAAAUUCACAGAGGGGAGAGACCCUAUAAAUGUAACAAAUGUAGGAAAAGCUUUAGACACAAGACAAGCCUUGUUCUUCACCGUUACACAGUCCACAAGUCGGAGAGACCCCAUAAAUGUCCAGACUGCAGCCAGCUCUUUAUCCUGAGAGAGAGAUUUAUUCAGCAUCAGAGAAUCCACAACGAAGAGGCAUCUAGAGGGUUCAACGAUGGGAUCGUGAGUGAGAACAGGGACAAGAAUCCCCAGAAGAAGGGGUCUGGGAGAGCAAAGCCAGACAUGAUGUUGUCGGGGAGACCCCAGUGCCCUGAGUGGGGAGAUGCCCGUGAGAGUAAGGGCAAGGUGAGAGAGCAGCAUGGAGACCCUCCAGAUUGGAGACAAAGUAAAUCCACUUGCAGCAAAACAGGCUUAAGGAAAUCCAAAGACGCCAGCACACAGUAUAGAGACUGCAUGGAGAAGAGACCAAAUACAGGCACUGAACUUAGGGAAAGUUUCAAUAACUGCUCUCUCCUUAUUAAGCAUCAUCAAACUGGUGCAGAAAAGAGUGCUUACAAGUGUAGUGAGUGUAGGAAAAGCUUCACUCAAGAAAAAUACCUUCAGAUACAUCUGAGAACUCACAAAGGAGAGAGACCUUAUAAAUGUAAAGAAUGUGGGAAAAGCUUCAGUCGGAGUUCAGUGCUCAAAGAUCACUCCAUGAGUCACAGAAUGGAACAACCUUAUAAAUGUACUCAGUGUGGGAAAAGAUUCAGAGAGAAGACAAUCCUUUUAUAUCAUCUUUACAUAGUCCACAGGGUGGAGAGACCCUAUAAGUGUCCAUACUGUGGCCAGCAAUUUGUCCUGAGAGAGAGACUUAUUCAGCAUCAGAGAAUCCACAAAGAAGAGGAACCUAGAGGGUUUAAUGAUGGGAUCAUGAGUGAAGAUGAAGCUAAGAAUCUCCAGCAGGAAGGGCCUCCCGGAGCAGAACCACAGAGGACAUUCUCAGGGAGACCCCGAGGUCCUGAGCAGGGAGAAGGCUGUGGAAGUCAGGGCAUGACACGAAGGAAGCAGAGACACCCUGCAGGCAAAAGAGGCAAUAUAUCUAAUCAAUGUGAAAGAGAUUCCAAGAAAUUGAAAAGCACCAUCACGCACCAGGAGACCCACACUGGAGCACAAACAAACACAAAUGGUGACAAUGAGAAAAGCUUCAGUAGCAACUCAGCCCUUUCUGUGCAUCAGAAAAUCCACCUGGAAGAGAAACGUUACAGCUGUGCUGAAUGUGGGAAAAGCUACCACCAGCAUGCUCACCUUCGAAGGCAUCAGAAAAACCAUACAGGAGAGAGACCCUAUGUAUGUGCUGACUGUGGAAAGAGCUUUGUGUACAGGUCAAUACUCAGCAGACAUGAAAGGACCCACAAAGAGGAGAAAAACUAUAGCUGCACUGACUGUGGGAAAAACUUCAGUGAGUACUCAUACCUUACUAUGCAUCAGAGAAUCCACAGGGAGGAAAGACCCUAUCAGUGUCCUGACUGCGACAAAAGCUUCAGACUGCGAGGACACUUUACCAGUCACUGUAGAACUCACACAGGGGACAAACCUUAUAAAUGCACUGAAUGCGGGCACGGCUUUGGGCGGAAAUCAACCCUGACUAAACACAUGAGGAUCCACACCGGGGAGCGGCCCUAUAAAUGCACGCAGUGUGAGAAAAGCUUUCGUCAGAAGUUCGCCCUUUCCCAGCAUCAGUUAAUACACCAGGGAGAGAGGCCUCACAAAUGUACUGAAUGUGGGAAAAUCUUUCUUCAGAAGUCCCACCUUACCACGCAUCAGUCAGUGCAUCGGGGAGAGAGACCUCACAUAUGUAGUGAAUGUGGGAAAAGCUUCAAUGACCGAUCAAAUCUUGUUAAACACUUGGCAAAACUCCACUUGAAAAAGAAACCCCAUAUAGCAAAUGCGGCAAAGAGUCCUGUGGCACCUUAUAGUCUAAUGGACGAAAGCUUAUGCUCCAAUACUUCUGUUAGUCUAUAAGGUGCCACAGGACUCUCUGCCGUUUUUACAGAUCCAGACUAACACGGCUACCCCUCUGAUACCAUACAGCAAAUGUAGCUUCAGAUUAAAUAGAUCUACAGUUGUAAUAGAAAAUAAUGGAGUGGUACUUUUUUGAUUCUGGUGAAACACUUCUCCUUUCAUACUUAUUCUAAAAUACAUGGUUUAAAGAGGAUGGGUUGGUAGUAUUGCCUUGUUUAUGAUUAUGGGAGUAAAAUGUAGGAGGGCGACAAAGCUGGUGAAGAGAGGAACUGAUCUUUCAACGGGUUUUGGGGAUGGUUAGUGGGAAUUUCAGGGGAGUGGAAUUGAAUUUUGCAAGUUGACCAGCGGCAUGCCAUCUAUGGAUUGCAUUCCCAUGUGAGCCCUGAAUAUGACUUCCUGACUGGCUGUGCCAGUGGGACGAUUCCAUCCGGCCCCUGAACACACUACAGAACAAAAUGGCAUCCUCCGCACAUUGUGAAGACACGGGUAUUUUAACAUGGCACUCUAUAAAUGGAUUAAAACUUGGCGAACUGAGAUGUGUCAAAAUGUAACUGUAAACAGGAAAUCCUUAUUGAGUGGGUGUGUUUCUAGUGGGGUCCUGCAGAGAUCGGUUCUUGAUCCUCUGCUUUGAAACAUUUUUAUCAAUGACACUUAAAUUGGAGGAGUGGUAAAUAAUGAAGAGGACAGGUCAUUGAUUCACAGUGAACUGGAUCACUUUGCAAACUGGGCAAAAGAAAACUAUAUGCAUUUUAAUAUGGCUAAAUGUAAAUAUAUACAUGUAUGAAUGAAGAACGUAGGCCAUACUUAAAUGAUGUGGGAUUUGAUCCUGGAAACGUGGGACUCUGAAAAAGAUUUGGGGUGUGGUGGAUAAUCAGCUGAAUAUGAACUCCUAGUACGAUACUGUCUCCAAAAGAGCUCAUGCAAUCCCGAAAUAAACAGGGGAAUCUCGAGUAGGAACAGAGAGGUUAUUUUACCUCUGUAUUUGGUACUGAGGCAACUCUGUUUUUUAAACAUCUCAGGGUUUAUCUACUCUGGAAGUUUUACUGGUAUAAUUUUGCCAGUAUGGUUAUAGUGGCAUAACUUCCUGUGAAUAAGUGUGUCAACAUGGGGCGUUACGAGUGCAUCUUCACCUGGAUCUUCCAUCCCCAGCAGUUCAGUCUAUUCCAUGGCUUUUGUAAGGGGUUAGGCACACUGUGAUUUUUCCUGUGUGGCAGGUACCCUUAAUUGUGCCAGUGUAACUGGUAAUGCAAGUCCUACUUCCUCCCUGAGCUGUGCAUACCAGAAUCCACUGACGGUGUCUGAAAAAAUACGCAUAAUCUUUGGUACAGGGACCUGCUGCUCAUCCUGCAUGGAAUUGCUGCCCAAAAUGUUUCACAAUUUACUCCUAAAAACACAGUUGGGCAGAGUGCUGGGUAUGAACUGGAAAACAGAAAAUGCUCCGUUUAACUUACAGCUGGUUAAGCCUGAGUGUGAUUUGUUAGCUUAUGAACUAAAGGCCCCUAAGGCUUUGCAGCUAUGCAAAAUGUAUAAAGGAUAUGUGUGAUAGAUUGCAAUGCUUGUUGGUGAAAGAAGUAAUGGAGAGGUACUGAGACUGAUGUUUUAACCAUUAAUUGCAACUCCUAAAUGUUUUGCUGUGUAAGGGACGUGCGAGUGGUAUGAACAAAACAAGGAAGUAACUAGGUUGUAAACAACUGGGGUAUAUGUGAUGGUAUAAACAAAUUGGAACAGACACAGAUGUUGACACUUAAAGAUAGGUCAGAAAAGAUUUUUACGGCUUGCCUUUGGACAAGAUUCCCAUGAUGCUUUGCAGUUAACAAGCUAUCUAGCAAGGAAUGGAAUUUUACAAUGCAGUAACUGAUGACAUACUUUAUAUAAGAUAUAUUUUUGCAAUGUACUAACCGCAACAUAUUUGCAAGAUAUGUAAUGAAUAAAAAUGUCCAAAAAAGGCCAUAAACAAUGAUUAACUACUUGGUGUUGAAACACUUGGAAAAUUACAAGGAAGAGGGAACUGAGGAAAGAGCCUUAAGGGCAGGUCUACACUAUGGGGCUAAGUCGACCUAAGUUACGCAACUCAAGCUAUGUGAAUAAUGUAGCUGGAGUCGACGUGCCUUCAGUUAAUUUAUUGUGGUGUCUACACCGUGCUGGGGUUAAUGGGAGAAACUCUCCCAUCGGCUUACCUUAUGCUUCUUGUACCGGUGGAGUACCAUAGUUGACGAGAAAGCAAUCAGUGGUCAAUUUAGUGGGUUUUCACUAGACCCACUAAAUCGAUCCCCGGAGGAUCGAUCGCACAUUGAUACCCCGUAGUGUAGACAACGCCUAAGAUAUGGAGAACUAUACACCAAAAGGCGGCAAUAAAUAAGGGUUGGAAUGUUGAACUAAGAAGAGUUUCAAAGUAGCAGCCGUGUUAGUCUGUAUCCGCAAAAAGAACAGGAGUACUUGUGGCACCUUAGAGACUAACAAAUUUAUUUGAGCAUAAGCUUUUGUGGACUACAGCCCACUUCAUCAGAUGCAGAGAAUGGAACAUAUAGUAAGAAUAUAUAUAUAUAUACACACACACACACACACAGAGAAAACUGUAUAUAUACACAUACAGAAAACAUGAAAAGGUGGAGUAAGAGGCUAAUUAAUUAAGAUGAGCUAUUAUCAGCAGGAGAAAAAACCUUUUGCAGUGAUAAUCAAGAUGGCCCAUUUAGACAGUUGACAAGAAGAGUUACCAGGGUAUAACUACCACUAGAAAUCAUAAGAAAGUAAGACCAUUGGCAGACAGGAUCCAGACUAUCUGAAGCUAUAGAGAAGGCCUUCCACAGUUGUAGGUAAUUGCAUGCCUCUCUGUAUGUGCUGUCUUGACUGUUUAAUAAAUUCAUUCAAAGCUGACUUGUUAACCAAAUCUAAAUUUAAGAGAAGGCUUUUCAUUAAGCAUAUAAUCACACUUAAAAUCCCUAUCCAUUAUUAGCUAUUCAUUUAUUAAUUAUUGAUAAAUUAUUCGUUUAUUAUCAACACAAGAAAUACGUAAACUACAGUCACUGGAAGACAGUUUUCUAUACUGGUAAUGUCUGACCUUUCUGUAUUAUGCUGUUUUAAUGUUAAUCAAUAAAGUGAUUGAGCUGAGUUCUCUGAGGUCUCAUUAGCUGAUGACAAACUUAACCAGCAACCGCCUCAAACCACUUACAAGAUCACAUUUCUAGCUGUAAUGGGAAUGGGGCCUCAAAGUGACUGGAUUUCAUGAGGAUGAAGGACAGUGUCCCAGAUGUGUGAGGCAUUAAGGGGAAGGGAUUACAGAUCAAUGAAGAGAUGCCUUUUUUAAAAUUUCUCAAUAGACUGAUUUAACAAAAGUAGCACUACUUUACACUAUUAACUCUGGGUGCUAUUAAUUAAACAUGAAUGUCCCAGUGAAAGUGGGUGUGCUUAUUAUGAAACAGUGAGUUUGUGUAUUUCUUUGGUGGUGCUGGGGACUGUUGUGACAUUGUAACUCACAACAAAAACACCCACAUGGCUCCUAGUACUAGGGAACACGUUGCUUUUUCUCUGGAAGGUUGUGGGAGUAAAUCCCUGGUUCCUGAAGAAUUUUUAAGGGGAUCCGUUUUUGUUCAGCUGCCUGCUCACUCCCUCUCACUGGGAAGAGUCUGGGAUCUGAGCCCCUCUUUUUACCUGUCUGCAAAAUCAACUCUUUCUUCUUUCUUCAACUGCCAUGACGUUGUUCAGUCCCAAUAGCCACAUCAGAGCAGACCAAUUGUUCAGCUAGUCCUGUGUCUGACAGCGGCCAGCACUACACGCUUGGUUGGAUCAUGCAGGAAACCCCGCAGUGGACAAUUAUGGCAAAAUCUGUCCCUAGCAAAAGUUUCUGCCUAAUCCUGUCAACCAGUUGUUGGUUUGUGCCCUGAAACAGAUUCCUCAUAUAUACAUUAAAUAUUAGUUCAGCUAGUGUAACUCUGGAGGUUCUCAUUAUCUAUGUUUCUAUCUGACCCUUUUUCAAAAUUCCAUGAGGUCCAAGUCUCAAUGCUAUCUAGUGGAAAUGAGUUCCAUAGGGUUAUCUAUCUAUAUAUGAGAUAAUCUAAUCUGAUCACCUGUAUAUCACAGGCUACUACAUUUCACCCAGCUACCCAAUAACUUACUUCAGAGUAGCAGCCGUGUUAGUCUGUAUCCGCAAAAAGAACAGGAGGACUUGUGGCACCUUAGAGACGAACAAAUUUAUUUGAGCAUAAGCUUUCGUGAGCUACAGCUCACUUCAUUGGAUGCAUGAUGGAUUCAUCCGAUGAAGUGAGGUGUAGCUCACGAAAGCUUAUGCUCAAAUAAAUUUGUUAGUCUCUAAGGUGCCACAAGUCCUCCUGUUCUUUUUGCCAAUAACUUAUGUUUGCCUAAAGAACACCUAGAAAGGCAUCCAGCCUUGAUCUGAAGACAUCAAGAGACAGAGAUCCACCACUUCCCUCGCAAGUUUGUUCCAGUGGUUAAUCACCCUCACCUUUAAAACUUGGGAAUUUAUUCCUAAUUCAAAUUUGUUUUGCUUCAUUUUGCAGUCCUUGGCAGUGGCUCUUCCUCUAUUACAUUAAACAGCCCUCUAGGGCCCAGCAUUUUCUCCCCGUAAAGGCAUUUAAAUUGAAAUCAAAUCACCGCACCUCUGAAUCUUCUUUUUGAGAAGCUGCACACAUUGAGCUCUAAGUCCCUCGCUGUGAGGUAUUUUGUCUAGCCCUGUGAUCAUUUUGUGGCUCCUCUCUGUACCCUCUCCAGUGUUUCAACAUAAUUUGUAAAAUGUGACUACAAGAACUGUACACAGUAUUAUCGUAUCAGUCUCACCAAUGUGGUACGCAGGAGUAAAAUCACUCUUGCCCUACUUAUUACUCCUCUGAUUAUACAUCCAAACAUCACAUUAGCCCUUUUCACCGCAGGAUCACACUGGGGGCUCAUGUUCAGAUGUCCGUCAACUGUGAUCCCUAAAUCCUUUUCAGAGCCACUGCUUUCUAGGAUACAGUCGCCCAUUCUGCAGCCAAGACCAGCAUUCUUAGGCAGACGACCUUGUGUUAGACCCGCAGUAGAGGUCUCCCUACGGGAUGGGAAGCAAGUAGAUAGCGGAUGCUGUGUUGGUAUAUAAUACUCUAAAUGCUCUUUACUGAUUACAAAACAAACCUUUCUCACUCCACAUUCACACCCCAAACAUACUAUGCCAGAGUCCAAAGGUCAGAAUGGUCCCAAUGGUCAGUUGAGGUUCCUUCCGUCAGGAUAAGAUCAUAAGAUGCAGGGAGCCAGCAAAAACCACAUCUAUAUCCACAUGGGGCUCUGGAUCAAUAAACAAUUCUGAUUUGUAAAAAUCAUAGGAAACCAUUUAUAGUGCAUUCCGUUGCGUCAUCCGUUCUUUGCCUUUGUUUACUAGUCCUUCUACCCACACAAUUCCAAAGACACAAUCCUGGGCAGGCCGCCAUGAUCCAAUGUGCCAUUUCCUCCAAUUCUUAUACAAUUUUAUAUCAGUCCAGCUGGUGUUGUUUCCUUUUCUGAUGAUUUUCUGUAUUUUUCUUGGAACAUAAGAUUGUUUUUGCCCAAAUAGUUCUAAUAGUCCUUGACCUUAAGUUCUUGCUUCAGUUGCCAACUUUCAAUGCACGUAUUCAUGUCAAGUACGCAUCAUUCAUAUCAGGCCUCAAUGACCUAUAACACAUUACAUGGUAUAUGAAUCACGAUGUUUGUGUGUGUAUGUGUAUGUGUAUAUAUAUAUAUAUAUAUCCCAACACUUGUAUUUGGCUGUAUUGUUUGUUUGGUUCUCCUUGAAUGGUUAUUACCUGGCAAUAAAUAACUUUUAUGGUUAA